AUGUCGCCGUACGCGGCACCAAAGACCAAAAAUAUCCUCAUUAUCGGUUCGACCGGGACGAUAGGGACUUACAUCACGCGAGCGAUCGUGGACAACAGGGAGCAUUUUGAAAGAAUAUGUAUCUUGACAAGUGAGAAGACGCUGAUCCAGAAGGUGCAAGACGUCGCGGCUUUGGAGGCAUGGGGUGUCGAGAUCUUCACGGGGAGGUUAGAGAGUGAAUCCGCUGUGAAACGAGCUUAUGAAGGCAUAGAUACGAUCGUGUCCUGCGUGGGCCGCGCCGGCAUCGAGAAACAGAUCAAGCUAAUCACCUGGGCCGAGCAGGCUGGUGUACGCCGAUUCUUCACCUCCGAAUAUGGCACCGACAUCGAGUACUGGCCUGAAUCGGCGGCGGAACCUCCUCACCAGCUCAAAUUGAAGGUUCGAGCUCAUAUGAAGACCAUGAAGAGGCUAGAACAUACAUACUUGGUUACUGGCCCUUACAGUGACCUGUAUUUUGGAGCUAUGAAGGUCAAGCCUGAAAUAGGCCAGUUCGACGUCAAAGAGAGAAAAGCUGUCCUCCUGGCUGAUGGGGAGGGUCCCGUCAGCUUCACCGCCAUGGCUGAUGUUGGCAAAUUCGUCGUUGCCGCACUGAUCCACACCCGCGAAUCUCGCAACACAACACUAGUGGUCCACUCGUUCACCGCAACGCCCGCUGAGAUCCUCGCCGAGUACGAAGAACAGACCGGGACCAAAUGGGACGUCUCAUACACAUCGAUGGAGCGGUUAAAAGAGAUCGAAAAGGAGGAAUACCAGGUCUACUCGCCCAUGGCCACCGUGGUGACGCUUCGCCGUAUCUGGACUGAUGGCGGCACGUUAUAUAAAUUCUACGACGACAGUUUACUGGGCGAGAUCGAGACGGAAACUUUGCAGAGUCAAGUUGCCGCGCAGAUCGUCAAGCAGGAGGGUGGCGAGGGCGAUUUCCCGAGCCUGUUACGGAAGUUAAGUUUGACGUAA
Messenger RNA from Exophiala bonariae, 993 nucleotides. RefSeq lists its product as uncharacterized. The transcript is spliced from 3 exons. Bases 1 to 993 code for a protein of 330 amino acids. NCBI's taxonomy places the organism in Eukaryota, Fungi, Ascomycota, Eurotiomycetes, Chaetothyriales, Herpotrichiellaceae. The record is from RefSeq and is a predicted model, not a curated record.